Molecule: messenger RNA, 2976 nt
Organism: Metarhizium album ARSEF 1941
Lineage: Eukaryota; Fungi; Ascomycota; Sordariomycetes; Hypocreales; Clavicipitaceae
Exons: 1
Coding region: 1-2976 (991 amino acids)
Source: RefSeq, a predicted model, not a curated record
AUGCCAAUCGACGCCGACUCCGAGUCCGACGCCUUCGAGGCUGCCCGGAUGGCUGAGGCACGCCAACGCCAACGACGUCAAGGUCGCUCUUCGCUGCUGGGCCGCGGCAUGGGCGGCCACGAUCCUCAUCUUCGUCGACCCUGUGCUGCAGAACAUCGGCGUCGCCACCUUCUUCGGCGCCAUUGUCCUGUACAUUGUCCCGCCAGCCGGCAUUCUGAUGGUCUACCUGCUCGCCUCCCUGUCGCUGCUCCUGGGCAUGUGUCUGGCCUGGGCCUGGGGUCUCUUGUCCAUGAAGGCGGCCAUGGCAGCUCGGCCAGACCAAGAAACCCGGGCACUUGUGCAGUCUCUGCAGCGGCAGGCGGCUGUCGUUGCCAACCAACCGGCCGGUCGCCCGCCGCCGUCGCCCAGGAGCUCAUCUACGACGGCUUCAUGCUUGACGCCCGGGUGGUGGUGACAUACUUUGCCAUGUGUGGCCUCUUCAUCUACGCUCUGGCACGGCUGCGGAGCGCCAACCCCAAGAUGGUCUUGCUGCAGCUGUUUGGCACCAUUGUCAUCGACGUCUUUUUGCUGACCGGCCCCAUCUCGACCAAGUUCAACUCCACGCUCGCCCAGGUGUUUGUCAAGCCGGGCGCCAUCGGUAUUGGCCUGGGCGCCGUGUGUUGCCUCUUCGUCUUCCCCCAGUCGACGUCGUAUGUCGUCUUGGGUCAAGUGGAACAGUUGAUUCGGCUGCUCGACGCGCCUGUGGACUCGACACGACGGUACUUUGCUGGCGACAAAACCUUGGACGACGCACAGUUGAGAGCCUCCAAGGAUGCCAUCAUCGGCAGCUUCAAGGCUAUGGAGCCGGCCCUUGCGUUCCUCCCGCUUGAUCUUUCGCGGGGCAGAUGGAACGCCGACGACGUCAAGACUUUACAGGGCCGAGUCCGCGAUGCCACUGCCGCCGCCAUUCUCCUACUCGACUUUCACUCGGCACGGGCAUCGGCGGCGGCCAGAGCUGAGAGGCUCGGGACGGUUCGGCCAACACUCGAUCCGCAACGUGCCGAUGACGGCAGCGGCAAGGAAGGGAGCGACCUCGACAAGGCUUCACUCGACGCAGAUGUCGUCGACGCCUUGAAAAGUCCGGAGCAGAGUUCCAUCCGCCCCGGCUUGCUGGACACGCUCAGAGAUGCAACAGCCGAGAUUCUUGACGUAAACUCACGGGCCAUCCAAGCCGCCGCCGAUACAGUUCACACCAUAAAUACGGGAAGAUGGUACUUUGGCACCGCCCGGACCAACCGUCUCGACGGUCUCAAGCAAGAGCUGGCCGAGCUUCGGGCUAAAUUGCAGUCUGUCCGAGAAUCAUGUGUCGUCAAAAUCAACGACGCCGUCGUAGGUGCUCAUGCCGACUUGUUCGACGACCAAGGUCAGUUGAAGGAUCGAAAGGACACCAAUCCCCUCUCUCUCAACGGCAUCGUUCUCUCCAUGGUGCUCGAGGAGCGCAUCCUUGGUACAGCCGCUACUACGGAGGCCAUGUUGGAGCACAUUCUGGAGCUGCUGGAAUUGCGAACCACGACGCGCGUUUGGAUCCCGUCUCGCCUCCGCUACGCCCUUUCCUGGCUGCUCAGCCGCAGCGUCCCAUUUCCGGGCGCCGGUGCCUCCACGGUGCCUGCCGAAGACCCGGACGAUGCUUCGGCACAGGCCGAGGAGACACACAGGCGGCUGCGUCUCGUUAGCAGAGGCACCGCUUCUCCCAGGAAGCAAAGGCCAUUCCCUACGCGGGCGCUCGUGGGCACGUACAAAUGGUUUACCAACCCCGGCGGCAUGUACGCUCUGCGCAUGGUCAUUGUGACGAUUGCGCUGUCCGUUCCGGCUGUGCUCCCCAGCACGGCCGGUUUCUUCUACCGCGAAAAGGGCAUCUGGGCCGUGAUCACGGCACAGACGUGUCUCCUCAUGUACAUGGCCGACUUCACUUUUUCUCUCGUGUCCCGAGGACUCGGUACCAUCCUCGGCGGCGCGCUGGCCCUGGCAGCUUGGUACGCGGGCUCGGGCAACGGCAUCGGCAACCCGUAUGGCCUCGGGGCCACCACGGCGGUCGCCUCAUCCAUCCUCAUGUGGUGGCGCCUCUACCUGCCGCCGGCGUUUGCCCAAGCCAGCAUCAUGACCGCCUCGACGUUUGUGCUGAUCAUCGGCUUCAGCUGGGACCAGAACCACAUUGCGCAGUACGGACUGCCGGGCGUCGGCUACGUGGCCUUUUGGAGACGCCUCGUCACGGUCCUCAUCGGUUUCGCCGCCGCCCUCGUCGUGCAAGUCUUCCCUCGACCUCCCUCCGCGACCCGGUACGUCUGCAAGACGCUUGCCAACACGGUCCGGUCUCUCAGCGACCACUAUGCGCUGCUCAUAUCCCAGUGGAGCCGAGCGGACGGCGAGAGACGGAACCUGGACCCGGGCGCCGCCGCCACCGCCGCCGCCGAGAACAUCACCCUCAAGGUCGCGGAGACGCUCGUCCACCUCACUGCCGCCAUUCGCCUGCUCAAGGUGGAGGUGAGCUCCACGCCGUUCGACCACAAGGUCCUGCUCGCGACGAGGGAGCACUGCAGCAGAAUGAACCAGUGCCUCGGCAAGCUGUUGGUCCUGUCGUGCACGCUGCCGAAGCACCUGCAGGCCCGGCUCGCCGGGACAGUGGGCAUGCUCGACGACGGCGUCGUGGGAAACGUCAUGUCCGUCCUGGCGAUUGUCGAGUCGUCCCUGCGGACGGGGGCGCCCCUGCCGGAGCGACUGCCCGCGCCCCUCGUGCACAGCUGCUUCGUGGCGUGGUAUGCGCGGCACGAGCGGGCCGAGUUGACGGUCGACCUGGUCAGGAGCGCCGAAUACAGACGCUACUGCGUCGCCGUGUCGUCGUACGUGACGUUGCUGUCGACGAUUGACGACGCGGUCGAGGCGCUCAAGGCAACGCUGGGAGAGGCCCACGUCGUACAUGACUGGGGAGAGGCCGCGUGA